Cyphellophora europaea CBS 101466 is the source of this 1827-nucleotide messenger RNA. Its product is annotated as lysine-tRNA ligase. Bases 1 to 1827 code for a protein of 608 amino acids. Gene Ontology annotation, biological process: mitochondrial lysyl-tRNA aminoacylation. Gene Ontology annotation, molecular function: lysine-tRNA ligase activity; tRNA binding; ATP binding. Lineage: Eukaryota; Fungi; Ascomycota; Eurotiomycetes; Chaetothyriales; Cyphellophoraceae. The transcript has 2 exons. The record is from RefSeq and is a predicted model, not a curated record. Gene Ontology annotation, cellular component: mitochondrion; cytoplasm.
AUGCACUUGAUCACAACCACUCUCAAGAGAAUUUCGGACCAGAAACAGAUGCCACCUGCCCUCCGCCUGCUCGUUCACUCCCAGCGAAAUCUCUCUACAAGGCCCUAUGGGGGACUGCAGCACACUGCACAAUACGACGACUUCACGUCCAAGGAAGUAAAAGAAAGAAUCACCGAACUCGAGCAUGCCCGCGUAGCACCCUACCCCCGCUGGUCUACCGCAGAAGCCAUCCACGAUCUCAGAACUCUCAAGAAUACCGCCGAGCCAAGUUCCAAACUGAAGCCUCUACAAGCCAUCAGACAUAGGGUACAAGUGCAACAUGGCGACAAAGACUCAAUAUUGUCACAGGAGACCCCGGUCCUCCAGGUCGCCGGAAGAAUAACUGCAACCCGCUUUAGUGGCAAACGCCUGGCAUUUUUCGAUAUCACGGGUGGGGGCGGCGAGGUAUUGCAGAUCAAAUUGAAUCUCGCCGAACUUGCGGAUGUGACGCUGGAAGCCUUUCGUGAUGCUGCCCGUCUUUUCCGUCGCGGCGACCAUAUCACAGUGCGCGGCUCGAGCUACACCACGAAGACCGGCCAGCGCUCACUUCAGGCCGUGGAGCUACCAGUGCUUCGAGCACCCUGUCUACAACGACUACCUGUGCCUCAGGCUCUCUCAGAGCGUGAUCUGGACCAUGAUUCGACAUCAGGAAGACAUGUUGAGAUGCUGACCUAUCCGGAUCUCGUCAAAACGGUCAAAGUCCGCUCGCUACUCAUUCAGACGCUUCGACGCAUGCUUGAAGAAGAUGACUUUGUGGAGGUUCAAACUCCCAUUCUGGGUGCAGAAUCCGGUGGCGCAACUGCUCGACCAUUCCUCACUGCAGCUACCGAGUUCACCGAUCGCAGACUCUCCUUGCGAAUCGCUCCUGAGCUCUGGCUCAAGCGGUUGUUGGUGGGCGGCUUGACUGAGGUCUUCGAGAUCGGGCCCUCCUUUCGCAAUGAAGGCCUAGACAAGACUCACAACCCUGAAUUUACUACGUGCGAAUUCUAUGCUGCGCACCUCAACCUCGGCGGCCUCGUGACCUACACAGAGGGUAUUCUUAAUCAAAUAGCUGACUCGAUCGAAGCUGGAGCUCCAGCAGGCUCCUUCGACUCUGCUAUCGUGUCAGAAUGGCAGCAGUGUGCUACCCAGUCCUUCCCACAACUGGACUUUGUGCCCGCCAUCAACGCCGCAUUGCAAACUCCUCUUCCCAGUUUGACAUCACCCACAGCUCGCACAGACCUCAUGCACAUAUUCCGGGACAAGUCCAUCCCCAUGCCCGACAUCCCCACACUUCCCCGCCUGCUCGACAAGCUCUCGUCUCACUACCUCGAGCCACAAUGUCAUACCCCAACCUGGAUCAUUAACACCCCCGAGUGUCUCUCGCCCCUCUCCAAGUCCUUCAUCCACCCCACCGCCCCCAACCACCAGCCCGUCGCCGCUCGCGCCGAACUUUUCAUUCGCGGAAAGGAGAUCGUCAACUGUUACGAGGAGGAGAAUUCCCCAUUCGAGCAGCGUCGGAAGUUCAUCGACCAGCAGAAAUACGCGCGUGUGGAGGAAGGCGACGCCGUGGAUGACGAGGCAAUGAAGGUUGACGAAGACUAUAUUGGAGCGUUGGAGUGGGGCUUGCCACCGACGGGGGGGUGGGGGUGUGGCAUCGACAGGCUGGUGAUGCUGGUGACGGGCAGAGACAGGAUUGGCGAUGUGUUGAGUUUCGGGAACUUGAGGGCUGUGACUAAGGCGGCUCAGAGGUUGGAUAAGAGAAAGACAGAGCGGCAGGAAGCAGAAAGUGAUGAGGAAAUAUCGUAG